Molecule: messenger RNA, 1279 nt
Organism: Pyrgilauda ruficollis (rufous-necked snowfinch)
Lineage: Eukaryota; Metazoa; Chordata; Aves; Passeriformes; Passeridae
Gene: PEX19
Product: peroxisomal biogenesis factor 19
Exons: 9
Coding region: 1-1038 (345 amino acids)
Biological process (GO): protein import into peroxisome membrane
Cellular component (GO): peroxisome; peroxisomal membrane
Source: RefSeq, a predicted model, not a curated record
AUGGACGAGAAAUUCAGCAAUGAAUUCAACAAUGAAUUCAGCAGGGAAUUCAGCAAGAAAUUCAACAUUGAAUACAACAAUAAAUUCAACAAUAAAUUCAACAACAAAUUCAACAAUAAAUUCAACAAUGAAUUCAACAAUGAAUUCAACAACGAAUUCAACAAUAAAUUCAACACCACAACCACUGGGUACCCACCACCCCCUUCUGGGGGUGCACCCCCCACUUCGCCUCCCCCUGACCCCCCAAACCCCCCCUCAGGUGCCCUGGACGACUUCGAGCGCAGCCGCCCCGCGCCCCCUCCUCCUCCUCCCCACCCCUCCUCCCCGCCGUGCCCCCCUUCCGCCGCCGACUCCGCCAAGGGCUCGCUGUUCUCCUCGCAGGAGAGGUUCUUCCAGGAGCUCUUCGAGGGCGAGCUGGCGGCGCAGGCGGCGGCCGAGUUCCAGGAGGCCAUGCGGGAGCUGGCCCGCCAGGAGCCCCAGCUGGUGGAGCAGUUCCAGAAGCUCUCGGAAGCUGCCGGGAAAGUCGGCAGCGACGCGGCCUCGCAGCAGGAAUUCACCUCCUGCCUCAAGGAAACGCUGAGCGGGCUGGCCAAGAACGCCAAUGACCUCCAGAAUUCCCCGGGCUCGGAGGAGGAGCUGGCCAAGGCCCUGGAGGGGCUGGGGCUGGACGAGGGCGGCGGGGACGGCGUCCUGCCCGUCAUGCGCAGCAUCAUGGAGUCCCUGCUGUCCAAGGACGUGCUCUACCCCUCCCUCAAGGAGAUCACCGAGAAGUACCCGGAGUGGCUGCGGCAGCACGAGGGCUCGCUGUCGGCGGAGCAGCGGGCGCGGUUCGGCGCGCAGCAGGCGCUGAUGCUGCGGAUCUGCGCCGAGCUGGAGCGGGAGCGGCCCGAGGAGCCCGAGGGGCAGCGCCGGGAGCGCUUCGAGACCCUGCUGGACCUGAUGCAGCAGCUGCAGGACCUGGGCCACCCCCCCAAGGAGCUGGCAGGGGACACGCCACCAGGACUGAGCCUGACGGGGGAGCAGUGCCGCCUCAUGUAGGGCACUUUUGGGGUCCCCCCCCGGAUUUGGGGUGCCCCCCCGGAUUUGGGGUGGCCCCCCGGAUUUGGGGUGCCCCCGGCCCUAAAGGAGGUGAAGAGGAGCCCAGCAGGGGGGUUGGCAUCUCCCCCACCCCAAAUUUGGGGUUUUUUGGGGGUGGGGGGCGCAGGGACCCCCCCAGAUGGGGAGGGGGGGGUCCCCCCCUCACCCCCCGGUGACCCCAAUAAAGAGUUGGUGACGGGAA